Molecule: messenger RNA, 1606 nt
Organism: Stereum hirsutum FP-91666 SS1
Lineage: Eukaryota; Fungi; Basidiomycota; Agaricomycetes; Russulales; Stereaceae
Exons: 5
Coding region: 1-1533 (510 amino acids)
Cellular component (GO): cytoplasm
Molecular function (GO): zinc ion binding; ubiquitin protein ligase activity
Source: RefSeq, a predicted model, not a curated record
AUGGCCGACACGCUCACGAGCUACCUCGAAUCCCAAGCCUCCCUCGUUCAACAAGCCGCGCUCGCGCUCCCCCACCAAUUCUCCACCUGCACCCAUUCCCAGGGCUACAUUCGCCAAUCUAUCUACCUUUGUCUCACCUGUGCUCUACCCCGCGGUAUCUGCUCUGCGUGCUCCAUAGCCUGCCACACCGACCACGAACAGCUCGAGCUCUUCCCGAAACGCCACUUUCGAUGCGACUGUCCCACUACAUCGAUCCCACAUAAAUGCACGUUGCACAAAGGAACAGAGGGCGGAGAGGAGGAUAAUGCGGAGAAUCAUUAUGGUCAGAAUUUUGAGGGAUUAUUUUGUAGAUGUGGGAGGACGUAUGAGGCGGAGAAGGAGAGGGAGACCAUGAUCCAGUGUUUGGCGUGUGAGGACUGGUUUCACGAGUCAUGUCUUCACCUCCGCGAGCGACCAUCCUCGCGAGAAUCAACACCCGUGCCCGACGCGUGCCCGACGACCCAAGGUGGGCCACACGACGCGUCUACAAGCACUGCCCAAGACGCGAACGCGACAGCCCCUGUCCCAGACGAUAGCCAUGAUAAUGACGAAGACGACGCCCAUUCCGACGCGUCUUCUUCAGGUCUACCGCCCCCAUUGAUCACAGCCUCAGACUACGACGCCCUCAUCUGCAGCUCCUGCGUCCGGAAGAUACCCAUCUUGCAACGAUGGGCAGGCACACCUGGCGUCAUGAUGGUCGUGCGCGAUCAUUCCAGCUCGCCUUGGAAGGUUCUCAAUGGCGAUACGUCGAACUCUAAGGCUAGUCGUACCGCGACAGACGCAGAGUCCCAGGACGUUUCCGUGGUGGAUACAUCCACGGAAGUAUCAAUAACGACGACGACGGAAUAUAAACUAGGAGACAAAAGACCCCUAUCUCCCUCUUCCCAUGACCACGACAUCACAACCACAGACUCCAAAAAACCACGAACUUCUCCCCCACCCUCGACGGCUGAUCCGACUCCGACCCCGUCAACAUCCCAAUCCCGAUCCCGAUCCCAAUCCCACUCACGCCGCUGUCUCGCCCCGCCCGUCGACCCAACUGCCCAAAGGAUCUACGCCUCGCUACGAUCUGAGGCUCAGGCUCAGGCUCCCAACCUCACUUCCACUUCUUCGUCCGUUUCUACUUCCGAUGUGGCGACACUACCCGAAUGUGAAGGGGAUAUCUUCCUCACGGACGACUGGCGAACGAGAUGGUGUCGUUGUGACUCCUGCCUGCCACAGCUGGAAGUGCAACCUUACCUGCUAGAAGAGGAAGAAACCUACGAACCGCCGGAAGAUCCUGAUUCACAACUCUCCCUCGAAGAACUUGGCGUGCGAGCUCUAUCGCGUAUUCCGCGUGAACGCGCACUCGAUGGUAUCCGGGCGUUCAACGACAUGCGCGACUCCCUUGUCUCCUUCCUCCGCCCCUUCGCACAACAGGGCAAGAUCGUCGCAGAGGACGAUAUUAGGGGAUUCUUCGAGGAGAAGCGACAGGGACAGGGAGGGAGCUCAUGAAUUUUUCGUUCGCGGAGGUAGACUUAGACUUCUUGCUUUACUGUUGUACGUCCGAGUCUUUCUUGUGCCACGC